This is a messenger RNA of Anisakis simplex (herring worm), 297 nucleotides long. NCBI's taxonomy places the organism in Eukaryota, Metazoa, Nematoda, Chromadorea, Rhabditida, Anisakidae. The record is from the annotation of a GenBank genome assembly.
AUGUGUGGAAAGAUAGGAUUAACUGACCAACAAAUCCUGACGCUACUCGAUAGAGCCGAUACCGAUCAGAAUGGUGUUCUUGAUCUGGACGAGUUUUCACUCUUAAUAACCUCAGCUCGAGCUCAAGCGAGCAAAGCAAGAAGAUUCAUGUACAGCGUUGCGGAUUCAGUAAUCGCCAAGCCUGAAAGGCCAAUGGUUCACACUUAUCUUGAUGAAUACAAUUGUUUACCACCUCCAAUUUUCGUCAUUACAAUUUCGAUUGCUCAGGUACGACUUCGUUCAGUUACCAAUAUUUGA